Silurus meridionalis is the source of this 574-nucleotide messenger RNA. RefSeq names its product S100 calcium binding protein A10b (gene s100a10b). NCBI's taxonomy places the organism in Eukaryota, Metazoa, Chordata, Actinopteri, Siluriformes, Siluridae. The coding region runs from base 167 to 466 and encodes 99 amino acids. Gene Ontology annotation, cellular component: cytoplasm. The record is from RefSeq and is a predicted model, not a curated record. Gene Ontology annotation, molecular function: calcium ion binding. The transcript is spliced from 3 exons.
AACGGUUAAACCUGCUUGCGCUUGUGUUUGUGCACGCCCACACUGCAGGCCGGGUGGAGCCGCCUUAUAAAUAACUAGAGUGAGGAAUGUGUAGACUUUUUUCCUGUUCCAGGCUAAAAUCUCUGCUUUAGAAAUUCAUCUCUGUCCCUGAAAAAAGUGAGUCACCAUGCCGUCUGAUCUGGAGAGAGCUAUGGAAACGCUGAUCACUGUGUUCCACCGUUAUGCGGGUAAAGAUGGCAAUACAGUCACACUGAGCCGCCGAGAGCUCAGGCAGCUCAUGGAAUCGGAGCUCAGCAGCUUCCUUAAGUCUCAGAAAGACCCUGCUGCUGUUGACAAGAUUAUGAAAGAUCUGGACACCAAUGGCGAUGGAGAGGUGAACUUUGAAGAGUUUGUGGCCCUUGUGGUCGGUCUGUCCAUUGCCUGUGAACAGUGUUACCAGAUGCACCUUAAUAAAACAAAAAAGUAAAGGCAGGGGACCAAGAGUGCAAAUAUAUGUUUUUGUUUUGGUAUUUUCUUUUUUUUUACUGAAUAGUAUUGUAAAAAUGAGUUAAUAAAUGCAACUGAGACCCACGAA